This is a messenger RNA of Strongyloides ratti, 1074 nucleotides long. RefSeq names its product Leucine-rich repeat and Leucine-rich repeat, typical subtype-containing protein. Gene Ontology annotation, cellular component: membrane. NCBI's taxonomy places the organism in Eukaryota, Metazoa, Nematoda, Chromadorea, Rhabditida, Strongyloididae. The record is from RefSeq and is a predicted model, not a curated record. The transcript has 5 exons. Gene Ontology annotation, molecular function: protein binding. Bases 1 to 1074 code for a protein of 357 amino acids.
AUGGACAAACAUUUAUUACUACUAUUCUAUAAUAUUUUAUAUAUAUUUAUCAAUAUAAUUGAAGGUAACAAACCUAGAAUUUAUGAACAAGAUCCUAAUUCAUUAUAUAUCUGCAAAGGACAACUGGGAGAUUAUGCUGCGUGCCAAUGUAAAGAAGAUGAAUCUUCUAUAUCAUGUAUCAAUGCACAAUUUGUUCAUACAAAUUUAUUUCAUCAAGUUAAUUUGUAUAAAUCAAAAAUAAGUAAAGUAACAUUUCAUGGAAAUAAUUUUCAACAAUUACCUAAUAAUUCAUUAUUUGGGGAUACAAUUCAUUAUCAAUUGACACACCUUAAUAUUUCUGCUAAUUAUAUUAUGGAACUUGGAACUGGUGCACUUAAAGGAAUGCCAAAUUUAAAAGUAUUAGAUUUAAGUAACAAUGAAAUUGUUUUAAAAAAAAAUGAUUUAGAUUUUUUUACAUUUACACCAAAAUUAGAAGAGCUAUACCUACGGAAAGCUUUCAUCUUCCGAUACAAUCAUACAGGACAAUUUUCAAUAAUGAUGGAAAUGUUUAGGAAGGCUAAUUUAAUAAAUUUAAAAUAUAUUGAUCUCAGUUACAAUUUUUUAUCCUCAAUACCAUACAAUUUACCAUGUCCAUUUCCAUCAAUAAAAAUGAUAAAUUUAAGGCAAAAUUUACUUGAAACUGUUAGUAUGAAUACAACAUGCCUCCAAAAAAUUGAAACAUUAGACUUAAGUAGAAAUAGUUUUGUUGGAUUGGAUAAAAAUUUUACCAAUUUUGCAGAUAAUCUUCCUGAAAAAAGUGUUAUAUUACGGUGUAAUUUUCAUUGUGAUUGUCAUAGUUCUGAGUACAUCAAAUGGAUUAGAACCACAAAUACUAUACGUGAAAAAAAUCUUCUUAUAUGUUAUAAAGCAUCACCACAAACAUUGACAGGUGCAAGAAUAGUUGAGGUUCCUUUACAUCAAUUAGAUUGUUCUAUUCCGCUAAAUACUAUGAAUGCCGGUGAUAAAAAAGUUAAUACUUUUAUUUACAAUAUUGUUUCUAUUCUUACUAUUAUUAUUUCAUUUGUUUUAUUAUAG